Messenger RNA from Paramecium sonneborni, 1435 nucleotides. The record is from the annotation of a GenBank genome assembly. NCBI's taxonomy places the organism in Eukaryota, Ciliophora, Oligohymenophorea, Peniculida, Parameciidae.
AUGAGUUAAUUAGAACCAUUUGAACAUCAUUAUAGUAAAUAAUACUUAGAAGUAUUUGGAUGUUCUCAUACAAAUCGACAUAUUUAUUCAGAAAAAAUGAUUUGCACAGAUUGUGGCAUUUUCUUAAAUAAUGUAAAUAUCAUCCUUAAAGAAUAGCCCAACACUAAAGUGUAUAAAACAUUGAAAAUGAAAUAUAAUGCAUUUUUCAAUCCAAUAAAAGUAUUAUAAGGGAUGAUGGUAGAUGGUUUACCAAAUGGGCCAAUCAAGUAACGAUAAGAAUUCAUAGAAUUCAUUUUGUAAGUGUCAGAAAGAUUAAAUUUGUCUAUCAAUACAUGUUUUUUAGCUAUCAAUUAUAUUGAUUAAUAUUUCAAUAAGGUUGCAGUAAAUGAAAAUCAAACAUAUUUAUUUGUUUCUACAGCUCUUAUGUUAGCUGCUAAAGCAUAAGAACUUGAUGAAAGAGUUCCUUUUAUUAGUAAACUUAAAAGAUAUGCCUCUAUGACUAAUCAUCCUGAAAUUAGUCAAUUCAGCACUUAGGAUUUUAAAUCUGCUGAGAGAUCUUUGAUCCAAUAAAUGGAAUGGAAAUUAUAAAGAAAUACAUUAUUAGAUAGAAUAGAAGCAUUGUUAUCAUUUGGAGUGAUUGAUGAUGAUGAUAGUUUAGGAUAACAAUAAUAAAAAGAAAACAAAGAUUCAACUCAUCAAUAACACAUUAAACUGAGAGACUUAUAAGAAAACUAGAUAUUAUAAUAUGUUAAAGAAGUAGAAAGCAAAUAUGUUGAAGUAGCACUCUAAAUCAUUAGAGGUAUUAAAUAUUAAAUUCUUAAUGUUAGAUGAAUAAUUGUAUUUCCAAACAGAUCAGACUAUAUUAGCCUUAUCUUGUGUUGCAUAUUUAAGAAAGAAGGCAGGUUUAUUAAAUAUUUGGUCUUAACAAUUAUAAAGUUUGACUGGAGUUGGUGCAUAAAAAAUAUCAUCUUCAGUUUCUUAAAUUAUGACUCUUAUUGCCAAAAGUAAAAGUUUCAAAACUAUAACUAAAUUGUAAGCCACUCCUUCAGAUCUUUACUAUUAAUAAAUCAGUACUCCUACUAAUAACACUCUUACAACUGUCAGCUCUAAUCAUCUUAUUAAUAGAUAAUUUUAGUUUGAAUAAAAGAGAUAAUCAUUUGGAGAUGCAAUAAUUCAAAAAGCCAAGAUACCUCUUUUAUAAUCUAAAUCAACAGCUCAUUUAGGAGAUCUUAGCAAAUAACAUCUAUCGCAUAAUAAUGUCACCUUUACUACUAGUAAUAAUUAUACAUUUUUAAAUGAAAACACGACUACUUUAGCUCUUAACAAUUAUAUUUCUUCUCAUAAUAUUCAUCCUAAUCAUAAUGGAGGAGAACUUGAUAAGAAAUACGAAUAAGUUCAUAAAGUUGGAGGUAGCCUUUUUAGAUAAUUCCAAUGA